CCAAAAGGCGGCAAGCCCAAGCACUCACAAGCGAGCGCGAGGCGGCGAUCUCGGGCCGGGGCACCAGCGAUGUCGGCGAAGGCGAAGGCGAGCGGCGGCAAGCGGGGCGCGGCGGCCAAGGACCCCGCCGACGCGCCGCUCCACUCCGACAAGAGGCGGCGCGAGCGCGGCGGCAUGGACGACUCCGACCACGAGUUCGACAGUGACAUGAAGGAGAUCGUCACGCUUCUGCGGCACAUCAAGGACAAGGCCCACAAGGACGGUCAGAAGAAGACUGAUCAGGCUAUCUCCGGUGUGGCAACAGAGAUUCAGACUAUGGUACAAGACACCAAGACUAAGUUUGAGAAGGAAAGGCAGAAUUUUCUGAAAGCACUGUCAAAGACGUCAAAAGAGUGCGAAGGUUUGUUGAAGAAUGAGUACACCAAAUUUCAAGCGACACACGAUAAGUUCUGCAAAGACAAAGCUGCACACAUACAGAAUUUCAAAGACCUUUUCUCAAAGUUUGAAGAUGAUAAAGAGAAAUUGCUUAUGCAGUAUGAACUGCAAAGGAAGAAGGAGAAGACUACUCUGUCUGAACUCGAGAAAACAUUUUCAGAGAAGAUAGCAAAUGCAGAAGAAUCUCUGAAGAAGAUGAAGCAGGAUGACAAAUCAAUCCACAUCCUUCGCAAGUCCAUCGGCUCAUUUCUGGGUGGCGACGCUGAUGAUCAAUUCGGUCAAGAUGACGACUGAAGGUGCUCCCACCUAAUGCGUUCUUUGAGAUCUAUGUGGAUAAUAUGUUAUUGGAGAGAAUAUAUAUAUCAGUACAUAGCGGAGGCAAAGUUGGAGUUGAUAUGUUGACUGCACUGCUCACGUGUUUAGUUUUCAUCGGCUCGAGCUAUGCUGUUCUGAAGCACGAUUUUUCUUCGUUUUCUAUUUGGUGGAUUAGUUUUGGGCUUACUAUUUUAUAUCAAGAGGCCGAGAUUGUGUUAGCUUGUAAUCGAUCGCAUUUUCUGGUAGCAAAACACUAGAAAACUUGAAUCGCUGUACUUACUGGGCCGGGGAUGCUUUACAUCUGGUCAGUAUUAGCUCGACAUGCAUGCCACUGUAAACCAAGUUCUCCUGUAUCAACAGUAACAUAUAAACUAUACCAAGU
This is a messenger RNA of Panicum hallii, 1132 nucleotides long. RefSeq lists its product as uncharacterized. The record is from RefSeq and is a predicted model, not a curated record. Bases 70 to 729 code for a protein of 219 amino acids. Lineage: Eukaryota; Viridiplantae; Streptophyta; Magnoliopsida; Poales; Poaceae. The transcript is spliced from 8 exons.